Molecule: messenger RNA, 795 nt
Organism: Brenthis ino (lesser marbled fritillary)
Lineage: Eukaryota; Metazoa; Arthropoda; Insecta; Lepidoptera; Nymphalidae
Source: the annotation of a GenBank genome assembly
AUGGUAUUAAAGGUCACCCUCAGUAUAGUUAUUGCUAUGCUGACCUGCAUAUCUUCAGCAAAAUCUCGUGAUCUGGGAAAAACUUUCAAGACCUUACCUGCUGUUACCAAUUCUCUUGUUAACCUUGGAAAAAUGGAUUUUGCAUUUUACUUUAACGUUCACCCAGAAGAUAUCAACGCAUUUAAAUCUGAUGGCUUGCUUCGAUCAGAUUUCUCAUUAAGUCCAAAAAAAGAAACUUUUAUUGAGCCAUGUCCUUGCUCAAGCCUAAAAUAUGUAAAAGAUUCUGCGCAGAAUUAUCCUUCAGAUCUUCUUAAGAAAAUUCUGUCUGGCAAUGACUUGUUUUCCUUCAAAGAACCUGAUUCUUCCCCAUUAUGUUGCAAUUCACACGAACAUUUCCAAGAACAUAUUCUGUUGGAAUUUAGUCCGAAGAAAAAACUACUUUUUACCAAUUCACAAAACGCUGCUCAUAGCUUUUCAUUUCUACCAUAUUUGCUAGACAGUUUACAAAGUAGACCAAGUUUGCCUACUAUGCCUGUGAAACCAAAAGCAGUAGAAAUUUUGUUUUUCCCAAAGAAGACAGGAAUUUUACCAAUGGAUUUUAAUAAAUUGAAAGAAAAAAAGGUGACUGAUAAUAAAAAAGAUGCAAUCAAAAUAGUAGGAGACAAAGAAAUCAAAAAUAAAUUCAAAUCUGGUAUCAUCGUUCCACCACUACCGUCAUCUACUAUAAAGGAUUCCUUUCUUCAGAAAAAAGCCAAAAAUGUAUCGAAUGAAAUUGAACAAGCAAUGACUACAGUU